GCAUGUCUGACUCUGCAGGGUGGGAGACAAUCAACAGGUGUGAACAUCACAGAUGAUUCACUAUCUAAAAGUGCAUGUUAACCAGGCAGAGGGAAUAUUAGAAUAAUAAUAAGAAAAAUUCAGAAACAAGCUUUUUGCAUUUGUAGUGUCGUUGCUCAGGUUUUUGCCAGCCAAUAAAACAUAACACAUAAAGCUGCACAUCUUUCAGGACUAGAAAUAGUGCAGAUGACUCAUCAUCCCAGGCAUUUGCGAUGACACUUGGUACACUUUGUAGCUUAGCAUUAAAUAAUAUUUGCUAGUUCAGCUACACCACAAACCUCAUUGGCUCGUCAGGCGGUUCAGCAAACUUCAUAAUGAGUGAAAAAACACAUCACAAAGUUCCCCUUUAAUUGCUUCCUUUUCUGUCUUUUGAUGUGAAGGAAGUAAAUGUGUGUUCUACUUGUAGUAGACAUGGCGGGCAGUGUUGCAAAUGAAUCAGCAGGUCUGCUUUAUGGCAAGAUCGGAUUUACUUAUUUAGUUUUUGCAUCACGUUUGCAUUCACUAGAUUAGAAAAAGUAUUAAGAAGCAUCUUAUCAUUAAUGGUAAAUAAUUCUGUUUUGGAUUUACAAAAAUGUACUAUAUUAAAAGAGGUGUCUAUGAAGAUUCUCAGUCAUCCAGGUCAUAGUUAUCCAACGAAGGUUGAACUGAAGAAGUCCUUUGGAUGAGGGACGAAAUGUCUUCCAGUAUCUUCAACCAAGUCCAGUUGCCCUUGAUUUCAACCUUCGUUGGAUAUUAAAAUAGACUUUGCCAUUAGAAUAUGAGAUUACACAAACCUCUACUGAACAUUAAACCCAUAUGGCAGAUCCAUGUUCAAGUUUGUAGACGUCAUGUUUGAAGUGGUGAAGACAUAGUUCAGUUUGUAGGCGGUCUGUUGUUGGACUGAGUUUGCUGUCCAGCGUGUUUUGGUAGCAGUCUGCUUUGUUUUCGGCAUGUUGACUUUCAGUAUCAACCAGUUUGGUGUGUGUGUGUGUGUGUGUGUGAUCCUAGAAGUCAAGACAUUAGAGGCCACUGAUGAAGAAAUAAAACUCCCAGAAGACGAGACAGCAGAGGAGACUGCUGAUAGAAAGAACACAACUCGAGACCGUCCUGCCAGAGGUGUCAGGCUGCGCUCCGCCCUGAGGGAGGAGCUGAGGCUGAUCCACGAGAAGAUGGAGGCCAAGAGGAUUGCUCGCAUCGCUCUAGCCGAGAUCAGGGCCUUCCUCGCUGAAGAAGAGGAGGAGAGGGAGGCGGCCUGGGCGCUGAAGACGAAGGCGCUGGAGGCUGCCCAGGAGCAACUGAGGGAGGAGAGGAGGAGGCAGGAGAAGGCGGAAAAGGAGAAGAAGGAAAAGGAGGAGAAAGAGAGGAUUGAAAAGGAAAGGAUAGAAAAGGAGAAGGCGGAAAAGGAGAAGGCAGAGAAAGAGAGGAUUGAAAAGGAAAGGAUAGAAAAGGAGAAAGCGGAGAAGGAGAAGGCGGAAAAGGAGAAGAUGGAGAAAGAGAGGAUUGAAAAGGAGAAGAUGGAGAAAGAGAGGAUUGAAAAGGAGAAGGCGGAGAAGGAGAGGAUUGAAAAGGAGAAGGCGGAGAAGGAGAGGAUUGAAAAGGAGAAGGCGGAGAAGGAAAGGAUAGAGAAGGAAAGAAUUCAAAAGGAGAAAGCAGAAAACGAGAAAGCUGAGAAAGAGAGGUUGGCUCGAGUGAAGGCAGAAAAAGACAGAUUGGCCAAAGAAGAGAGGGAACGACUGGAGAGAGAGAGGGCAGAGAAGGAAAAGAUGGAGAGAGAUCGCCUGGCUAUUGAACGACAGAGAGCAGCCAAAGAAAAGGCGGAGAGGGAACAACAGGAGAAAGAAAGACUGGAAAGAGAGAGGGCUGAAAAGGAGAGGAUAGAAAGGGAGCGCAUCGCAAAAGAAAGAGAGAGAAUAGCCAGAGAGAAGAAGAGGGUGGAGAGAGAGAAGGCAGAACAGGAACAGUUGGAGAAGGAGAGACUUGAGAAAGAAUGGAUUGCCAAAGAGAAAGCAGAAAAAGAAAGACUGGAGAGGGAAGCCAAGGAAAGAGAGAGAAUUGCAAGGGAGAAGGAGAGGAUGGAGAGAGAGAGAGCCGAAAAGGAGAGGCUAGAGAAAGAGCGACUGGCCAAAGAAAGAGCAGAAAAAGAAAGGAUAGAGAGAGAACGUAUAGCUAAGGAAAGAGAAAGAAUUGCCAGGGAAAAAGAGAGAGCAGAAAAGGAAAGACUAGAAACAGAGAGACUAGCUAGGGAAAAGGAAAGGAUGGAGCGAGCUGCAAGAGAGAAGGAAGAGAGGGAAAAGAUGGAGAGGGAGCGCCUCGCCAGGGAGAGGGCAAGACAAGCUCAGGAGAAAGAGAGAUUAGAGAAAGAACGAAUUGCGAAGGAAAGGGAGAGAAUCGCCCGGGAGAAGGAGAGAAUCGAACAGGUGAGACUAGAGAAGCAAAGGCUGGAGAACGAGAAGGCAGCGAGGGAAAAGCUGGUGCAUGAGAGGGCUGCGAAGGAGAGAGCGGCUCGAGAGAAGGAGCUGAUGGAGAGACAGAGGCUCGCCAGGGAGAAGGCUGUUCGGGAUAAGAUCGAGGCGGAGAAGCUGGCGAAGGAGAGAGCGGAGAGAGAACGCAUCGCCGUGAAGGUAGAAAUGAAGAAACUAGAGCCUCUCGAGAGAAAACCUAACGCUUCCCAGCCGAAAGCGCAGACAGCAGAGCAGAAAAGUGGCAGAGCGAGCGUGUCGGCCGUCAGGAGGGAGAAGAGCGGGGGCGGGACGAAGAAAUGACACCGCGGCCUGAAGUUACUAUCUCAUUAAUGGUGCUAGAGCUCUGAUUGGCUGAAGGGUUAAAAGAAGUGAGGAAGAGGAGAGUUUCUUCCUCUGCGACGAUGAUAAAUGACGUGUAAAAUCUUCCGUGACUGAGCAGCUGAAUCUUCACUUCACAGAAUAAGGAAAGUUUAGUGGACAGUUCAUUUUACUUCACAGCAGAAGGUUUUCUUGCUUUAAUCGCAUAAAAUAUUUGCUAUUAACUAAAUAUUCUGAAGAAAAUAAUGUGUGAACAAUAAAGGUCUUCGUAAGGGACAGGGUGGCAAUUAUUUUGUUUUAUUUCUCACACCGCAGACCUGGCUCAUUUUUAGAGACCGACAUCAUCCUCUCAACUGUAAACAUCGUGGUUAGUAAACUAUUUUUGUAUUUGCAGAAAUAGCUGUGCUCACCUAGUGUAGCUUCCUGAUGACAUUAGCUAAUGUCCCUCGUUAACGACGAGAGGCAGACCGAUAUGGGAUGUUUAAGACCGAUACAGAUUUUAAAAUCUGUCGGAUUUUAUAAUCCGACAUAUCGAUCGAUAUUAUUUUUUUUCCCCCCCUUCUUUUCAGAAACACCGAGGUAACAUGAUGCAACUUUAUUUAUUGUUAGAAAUAGUACUUUGGACAAAAGUACAACAAGAUAUAUUGCACGUUGAAUGAAUAACGAACAUGUAUAAAUAAAAAAAGACCGUCUUUUCUUUUCAACUGUCGUUCAUCAGCUGUUAUACUGAUUUAUCUGCUGUUGAUAUCAGAAAACCAAUUUAUCAGUCCGGCUCUUUAACCAGUAAUACAGUUAUUUAUUCUUACCACGUUGUUCUGAUACUCAGUAGAAAUUGUUCUGAUACUCAGUAGAAAUUGUUCUGAUACUCAGUAGAAAUCUUGAAAUGUUAAAAAGGCAGGUUAAAAAGUGAAGAGUGUAAACAUAAAUACUCUCUUCUAAACAGUCUCUCUGUCCACUUCCUCCUCUUUGUUGGGUUGAUGUAUCUGUAGAAAUGUUUAGAUUUUAGUUCUGACUUUUGAUUUUGGUGAAAUAAACAUGUGACUCUGAGGAGCA
Molecule: messenger RNA, 3851 nt
Organism: Micropterus salmoides (largemouth bass)
Lineage: Eukaryota; Metazoa; Chordata; Actinopteri; Centrarchiformes; Centrarchidae
Exons: 4
Coding region: 969-2780 (603 amino acids)
Source: RefSeq, a predicted model, not a curated record